This is a messenger RNA of Tripterygium wilfordii, 1238 nucleotides long. RefSeq lists its product as uncharacterized. The transcript has 2 exons. The record is from RefSeq and is a predicted model, not a curated record. The coding region runs from base 107 to 607 and encodes 166 amino acids. Lineage: Eukaryota; Viridiplantae; Streptophyta; Magnoliopsida; Celastrales; Celastraceae.
CUGGAAAAAAGCCCACUGUUUUCCCGCCAUUAAAUCAUCAUUCCAUUUCCUUCCUUCCUUCGUAUCUCUUGAGAUCGAAUCAGAGCAAGGAAAAGUAGUGGAAGUAAUGGCUUCCAUAAUUUUCUCGAGCGCGAACCUAACGAUCGCAAAUUGCAAUCGCAUUCCUUGCUUAAAAUUCGCAAUUGCCAAACCCUCCCUUAAAUUUCCGAUCUCGUCCAAACCGAUCCGUUCUCUCAGGUCUCAGUCUACUUCACGCAUACAAAUCAGCGAAGAAGAUGAAGAGGGCCUUGUGGUUGAGGACCUUAGGGUCCCAGACCACUGGUUGCUCCCUUCGAAGGCAUUGGAGGAAUCAGAAUGGCUCAGGGUUACUCUGCAUAAGUGGUUGGAUGAUGAGUACUGCCCUGAGGAAACUAAUGUGGAAAUCAGUAAGGUUGCUGCUCAAUCAUACUAUGAAUCUUUGCUAGACAAACAGACUGACUUGGGUGAGAUUUUGUUGAAGAUAGCUCGAGAUUUGGAAUCUAUAUCCUAUAAAGAAAGCUUUCACGGGGCAUUCUCAUCAGCAAAUGCUGCAGUAAACUUAAUUGCUCAACGGAUAGAGCAAGAAUAGUUGUUUGACCACUUCGAAGGUAAAAUUUCAUACAAACUAAGCACUGUUUAGCAGGCUAAUUAUUAUGCUGGUCCUGUUCAAUUUAGUUAGCUUUCCUUAAGUUCGAUGUCAUAUCGCUAUUCUCCGUGAACUUUGAGUAUGUCACUCUAAGCUUGUUUUAGAACAAUUCUGAUCGCAUAUCUGGAUACAUUCUGUAAAUUUGCCUCUGAGUUGAUCAACAAGAUCCUUCAUUCUCUUUAUCAUGCACUGAUAGAUCAGCAGAGUGUUAUUUUUCUCUCCUUAAGGCAAAAUGGUUGCACAUUUCAGUGACUGAGAGCUAUGAUUACCCUCUUUUUUAGAGCUUACUUCUUGCACAUCUGCAAUUUGCACAUAUAGACUGCUCUAAUAAUGUGACUGUUUGUUACCCAACUCUGAUAUAAAUACUUGCAAAGUCGUCCUCAUUCUUUGAACAGAAACCAUAAAUUGUUAGUCUCGCUGUGUAAAGUUGCUAAAAGAUGAGAGCUGGUUCAAAACUUCUUGGGCCUGCAAUAGCCCACUUUCUAGAUGACAUGCUAGAAUACUGUCUUUAGGAAACCAAGGCUUGUACUUACAAAGAAUGCAAUUUCCUUUUAACUUCCAUGAAAAAAAAAAA